Ictalurus furcatus (blue catfish) is the source of this 2652-nucleotide messenger RNA. RefSeq names its product osteocalcin 2-like. The record is from RefSeq and is a predicted model, not a curated record. Lineage: Eukaryota; Metazoa; Chordata; Actinopteri; Siluriformes; Ictaluridae. The coding region runs from base 221 to 682 and encodes 153 amino acids. The transcript is spliced from 2 exons.
GGUCUACACUGCGAACGGCUCCGCCCAUCCGUGUUUAUCUGUCACGCUAUUCGCGGACACGCUUGUCAAUCAUGUGUUUACUCAACUAGUUCUGCAGAGACGCACUGAAACGCUUGCUGUUCGGGGACUGGACCGCAAAACGGAGAACGGGACAAGAAACAAUGUCAGUGCUCUCCCAUCAGAAUUGAAGCUUGAGAGAAUCCCCCAGUGCCAGUCAGUGAUGGAUGUGAGAGACGGAGCGGCGGCGUGGGAAGCCUUGGCGAGCCGGGACUCGUGUUCCAGAGACGCAGCCAUGGAGCACAUCGAGCAGGAGGUGGAAAGAAAGGUGGAGAGUAUAAAGCCGAUCCUGAAGACGUCAUCAUCGUCAUCAUCGUCAUCAUCAUCGUCAUCAUCAUCGUCGUCAUCAUCAUCAUCAUCAACAACAACAACAACAUCAUCAUCGUGGCUAUCGUCGUGUCCUGGGACGGCUGAAGAUCUUAACUGCAUCCUGGCACGUGUCCUCAUGCUCUCCAGGAGGUGUCCUUACGAAGACGUGAGGGAAAGAUGCGUCUGGCUGCUCCGCAGAGUACAGGUGAGAAGAAUGGGGGUGGAGGAGGGGGAGGUGGAAAAGAAAGAGUGUGGAAAAAGGAGGAAGAGAGGAAGCGAAAAAGUCCAGAAGGAGUUGAGGCCGGAGGAGGAGUAGGUUUAGAGGCAAGAAAAAAAGAAACAGAAUAAUGCAAAAGACCACUGAAGCUAAAACAGAAUAAGAAAGGAAAGGAAAAGGCGUGGUAUGGUGGUGCACGUUGACGCCUCACAACUUCUGGAUUUAUGAAAAACAGAGUCAGAACAGAGUCUCUCCUACUGCAUGUUGCACUGUAUGUGAGCUCAGAUUCGUGUCGUGUCAUGCAGGAAGUUAAGUGGAACAUUCUUAAGCAGUCAUCCAAUUGGUUAUGACUUUAAUUGGCCUUACAGACAUAUUUACAAUCCUCCAGCUGAGACAACACCUGACUGCUGACAUCUAAAUCCAGAGGGCAGUUCAUAUUGUUUGUUGGUGUCGGUAUUUGUGUUUUGCGUGUGUGUGUGUGUGCGUGUGUGUGUGUGUGUGUGAGAGAGAGAGAGACAGUGUUCAGAAUAGCGCUGCCAGGGUUGCAGGGUUGCAGGGGGUUGUUUCCCAUGGUGCGUUUUGCUCAGGGUCACGGGGUUCAGCUUGAAGGAGAGGAUCAGUCGCACUCGUCUGCAUUACCAGACGUUGACAGGUGCAGCAGCGGAUAACCAGAAAUCUGUGGAAUAACUGAAACUCUGUAGCGUGCAGUGUGUUUGGAUGUUUUUAGGCAUCAGAAUGUUCUCAUGAUGACACGAGAUGGCUAGGUUCAGCUUUUCCACGCUUUCAGUAGCUCACGAAGUCAGUUGUUACGCUACAUAGUCGUGCGACGUCAUAACGGCGGGCACGUGUAAGCCACGCCCCUUUCAUUCUGUAUUAUUGUUUAGGAUGCUCGUUUACUUAUGAACGUAUGAUGCAGGGGAUCCAAAGAUCCUUAACGCAGAGAAGAAAGUCUGCACUAUUUUAGGAUGUAGAAUAAUUUUACGCCAUAUAUUUAAAAGUGGUGUUGAAAAUUCAUGUGCUGUCCCAGUUCUAUGGAUGUCACCUUUGUUUUUUUUCCCUGCUCCAUUUGUCUUUGGUAAUGUUGUGGGGGAAACGAGUUGCCUAGGCCCUCAUGUGUCAUUGUGUGGGCAUAUUUACGUUAACCUGUUGCACUAUAUUAGCCUCGCCUAAGCGCCUGCAGUAAUUAACACCAGUGUGUAAUUUCAUUAACCCUGACACUCACUUCACUGCAUCCAGAAUCCACACACACACACGCACACACACGAGCCAAUGUUCUCUCAAAUCAGCCCAGCGGAAAUGUGCUAACUGACGUGUUUUUUUUUUCUUCUUUCAAAUAUCUUGCGGCACUUUGAGAAACGGAAUGCGUUUUCGGCGCAUUGUUCUAUUAAUUGUUUUUCUUUUUGGUGUUUUUUUUGUUUCCCAGUUUUACUUGGGGUUGUUUUUGGGAUGACAGGAUGUUCGCUCCGGAUCUUUUGUUUGAUGUGACCCUUUGACCUGCGCUGCUUACUGUAGAAGCACUGAGAAGCCUGGGAUAUGAGGGCUUAUGAGAUCACACAAACCCAGACUGCCUUACACAGUAUUACUGAAAGAAAAAACAUUUGAAUACGAACUUUGGCCUAGUAAGCACCACAGUUUCACUGCAGCUUGCACUCUCUCUCUCUCUCUCUCUCUCUCAUACACACUCACACACACACACAGUUGUCACACAUGCACAGAUAGACACAGUAGGAUUAUGGCCAGUGAAAUGAAGACGAAGAAAAAAAAAUCAGCCAGAAAUACUAGUUUUCCAUUCCUGUGUUGGUUAAUUUUUUAUGUUUUAUAUGUGAUGUAAUCAGCUAUGCUAUACACAGACGUCUGUCUCAGUCUUUUUUGCUUUUUCACGUUCAUUUAAUCAUUCAUACCUUGCAAUGAUAUCCCCCCCCCGGAACUGAUCAGAUUUGAUCAGUCUUAAAUGUUAAAUACUGUUAUGUUCCCCUUUCUACAUCCAGGGGUAAGAAAGGAGGGAGACAAAAAAAGUAGAGAGAGAGAGAGAGAGAAAGAGAGAGAGAGAAAGAGAGAGAGAGAGAGAG